Messenger RNA from Panthera uncia (snow leopard), 2323 nucleotides. It is a transcript of the gene UHRF1, whose product is annotated as ubiquitin like with PHD and ring finger domains 1. Gene Ontology annotation, molecular function: protein binding; ubiquitin protein ligase activity. The transcript is spliced from 15 exons. Gene Ontology annotation, biological process: negative regulation of gene expression via chromosomal CpG island methylation. Bases 1 to 2295 code for a protein of 764 amino acids. The record is from RefSeq and is a predicted model, not a curated record. NCBI's taxonomy places the organism in Eukaryota, Metazoa, Chordata, Mammalia, Carnivora, Felidae.
AUGUGGAUCCAGGUUCGCACCAUGGACGGCAAGGUGGCCCACACCGUGGACUCUCUGUCCAGGCUGACCAAGGUGGAGGAGCUGAGGAGGAAGAUCCAGGGGCUGUUCCACGUGGAGCCAGGCCUGCAGAGGCUUUUCUACAGGGGCAAGCAGAUGGAGGACGGCCACACUCUCUUCGACUAUGACGUCCGCCUGAACGACACCAUCCAGCUCCUGGUCCGCCAAAGCCUGGUGCUCCCCCCCAGCAGCAGCAAGGAGAAGGACUCUGAACUGUCAGAUACCGAUUCUGGCUGCUGCCUGGGCCAGAGCGAGUCGGACAAGUCCUCCAACAGCGGCGAGGCAGCCUCAGAGGCAGACGGGAAGGCGGGCUUAGCGGAUGAAGACGCGUGGGACGAGACGGAGCUCGGUCUGUACAAGGUCAACGAGUAUGUGGAUGCUCGGGACACGAACAUGGGGGCGUGGUUCGAGGCACAGGUUGUCAGGGUGACCAGGAAGGUACCUUCCCAAGACGAGCCCCACAGCUCUGCCUCCAGUGGGACGCCCGAAGAUGACAUCAUUUACCACGUCAAAUAUGACGACUACCCGGAGAAUGGAGUGGUCCAGAUGAGUCCCCGCGACGUGCGGGCCCGUGCCCGAACCAUUCUGCAGUGGCAGGAGAUAGAGGUCGGCCAGGUGGUCAUGCUCAACUAUAACCCCGACAACCCCAAGGAGCGUGGCUUCUGGUACGAUGCGGAAAUCCUGCGCAAGCGUGAGACGCGGACGGCACGGGAGCUGUAUGCCAACGUCAGGCUCGGGGACGAUUCUCUCAAUGACUGUCGGAUCAUCUUCGUGGACGAGGUGUUCAAGAUCGAGCGCCCGGGCGAGGGGAGCCCCGUGGUGGAAAACCCGAUGAGAAGGAAGAGCGGGCCCUCGUGCAGGCACUGCAGAGACGACGAGAACAAGGCCUGCCGCGUGUGCGCCUGCCACCUGUGCGGGGGCAAGCAGGACCCGGACAAGCAGCUCAUGUGCGACGAGUGCGACAUGGCCUUCCACACCUACUGCCUGCGCCCGCCCCUCAGCAGCAUCCCCAAGGAGGACGAGUGGUAUUGCCCCGAGUGUCGGAACGACGCCAGCGAGGUGGUGCUGGCCGGGGAGAAGCUGAAAGAGAGCAAGAAGAAGGCGAAGAUGGCAUCCGCCACGUCCUCCUCCCAGCGGGACUGGGGCAAGGGCAUGGCGUGCGUGGGCCGUACCAAGGAGUGCACCAUCGUCCCGUCCAACCACUACGGACCCAUCCCGGGGAUCCCCGUGGGCACCAUGUGGAGGUUCAGAGUCCAGGUCAGCGAGUCAGGGGUCCAUCGACCUCACGUGGCGGGCAUCCACGGCCGGAGCAACGACGGGGCUUACUCCCUGGUCCUGGCCGGCGGAUACGAGGACGACGUGGACCACGGGAAUUCUUUCACGUACACGGGCAGCGGUGGUCGAGAUCUUUCUGGCAAUAAGAGGACCGCGGAGCAGUCUUGUGAUCAGAAGCUCACGAACACCAACAGGGCGCUGGCCCUGAACUGCAGCGCCCCCAUCAACGACCGCAAAGGGGCCGAGGCCAAGGACUGGCGGUCGGGGAAGCCGGUGCGGGUCGUGCGGAACGUCAAGGGUCGGAAGCACAGCAAGUACGCCCCCGCCGAGGGCAACCGGUACGACGGCAUCUACAAGGUCGUGAGGUACUGGCCGGAGAAGGGCAAGUCCGGCUUCCUGGUGUGGCGCUACCUGCUCCGGCGGGACGACGCGGAACCCGGUCCCUGGACGAAGGAGGGGAAGGACCGGAUCAAGAAGCUGGGGCUGACCAUGCAGUACCCGGAAGGCUACCUGGAGGCCCGGGCCAGGAGGGAGAAGGAGAAGGAGAACAGCAAGAGGGAGGCCAAGGAGGAGGACGAGGACGAGGACGAGGACGAGGACGAGGAGGGGGGCUUCACCUCCCCCAAGAAGGGCAAGGGCAAGCGGAAGUGCAAGUCCGGAGCAGGGGGCAAGACCGGCGCUGGGUCCCCGCGAGGGACACCUAAGAAAAGCAAGGUGGAGCCCUAUAGCCUCACGGCCCAGCAGAGCAGCCUCAUCAAGGAGGACGAGAACAACACUAAGCUGUGGAGCGAGAUCCUGAAGUCGCUCAAAGACGGGCCGUUCCAGAAGUUCCUGAGUAAAGUGGAGGAGACGUUCCAGUGCAUUUGCUGCCAAGAGCUGGUGUUUCGCCCCAUCACGACCGUGUGCCAGCACAACGUGUGCAAGGUGAGAGGGGCGGCCGCGGGCCGGGCCGGAAGCUGCUGAAGGGACUGCCCCGCGCCUGCUGCCACCC